AUGACAUCCAACAUUCACCCCGACUUUGAUAUACCCUGGUGCAAGAGCCUUCUACAAUCCGACAUUUCCAUUGUCGAAGUACCCUUUCAGCACCCAUCCCACAAUGACACACCCUUGAAAAAAGGGGUCUCCAACAGUAUGUUCAGACACACUCUCUAUACGGCCGACGCCAUCCGAGCCCAGAUCAAUUUCAAGCGACCUGCGACUGAAGCCGACUCCAUUACCCCGUGGGAAUACUGCUAUUUGAUGUCCCUAGGUUCCGGAAUUGACGGCAAGGCAGGUCGUGCGCACGGGGGAUUCAAUGCUUUGGUCUUGGAUCAGAUGACAGGCACCGUGGCGUCAAUGGUGUCGGGCAGUGCAGCACCGGCGACAGCGACCAUGACAGUGGACUAUAAAGCGCCGAUUGACACGCCGGGGGUUGUGCUGUGUCGCUCGUGGGCAGUCGAGCGACAGGGGAGGAAAACAUGGGUUAAGGCCAGGAUCGAGGACGGCCAGGGCAACCUUCUUGCAAGUGCAAAAUCGCUAUUUGUUGAUCCGCGACCGCAGAAAAUAUAG
This is a messenger RNA of Fonsecaea multimorphosa CBS 102226, 555 nucleotides long. RefSeq lists its product as uncharacterized. The coding region runs from base 1 to 555 and encodes 184 amino acids. Lineage: Eukaryota; Fungi; Ascomycota; Eurotiomycetes; Chaetothyriales; Herpotrichiellaceae. The record is from RefSeq and is a predicted model, not a curated record. The transcript has a single exon.